Messenger RNA from Echinops telfairi (small Madagascar hedgehog), 1412 nucleotides. RefSeq names its product cathepsin F (gene CTSF). Bases 45 to 953 code for a protein of 302 amino acids. Gene Ontology annotation, cellular component: lysosome. The record is from RefSeq and is a predicted model, not a curated record. Gene Ontology annotation, molecular function: cysteine-type endopeptidase activity. Lineage: Eukaryota; Metazoa; Chordata; Mammalia; Afrosoricida; Tenrecidae. The transcript is spliced from 10 exons.
CUGCUGUAAAUCUCUCUGGCCUUUUUUAGGACUUCACAGACAAGAUGGCCUCCAUCUUCAAGAACUUUGUCACCACCUACAACCGGACGUAUGGGACAAAGGAGGAAACCAGCUGGCGAAUGUCCGUCUUCACCAACAACAUGAUCCGAGCGCAGAAGAUCCAGUCCCUGGACCGCGGCACUGCUAAGUAUGGGGUCACCAAGUUCAGCGACCUCACAGAGGAGGAGUUCCGCACCAUCUACCUGAACCCCCUCCUAAGAGAGGACUCUGGCAAGAAAUUACACCGUGUCAAGAUGCCCAAUGAUCCCGCGCCUCCUGAUUGGGACUGGAGGCCGAAGGGAGCCGUCACCAAAGUCAAGGACCAGGGUAUGUGUGGCUCCUGCUGGGCCUUCUCCGUGGUCGGCAACGUGGAGGGCCAGUGGUACCUGAACCAGGGAUCCCUACUCUCCCUCUCGGAGCAGGAGCUCUUGGACUGUGACAAGGUGGACAAAGCCUGCAUGGGUGGCAUCCCCUCCAACGCCUACGAAGCCAUAAGGACCCUGGGAGGGCUGGAGACGGAGGAAGACUACAGCUACAGGGCCCGCAUGCAGGCCUGCAGUUACUCUGCCGACAAGGCCAGGGUCUACAUCAACGACUCCCUGGAGUUGAGUCAGAACGAGCACAAGCUGGCAUCCUGGCUGGCCAAGAAUGGCCCCAUCUCCGUGGCCAUCAACGCCUUUGGCAUGCAGUUCUACCGCCACGGGAUCGCCCACCCUCUGCGGCCCCUCUGCAGCCCUUGGCUCAUUGAUCACGCUGUGCUGCUCGUGGGUUAUGGCAACCGCUCCAGCGACCUCUUCUGGGCCAUCAAGAACAGCUGGGGCACCGACUGGGGCGAAGAGGGCUACUACUACCUGCAUCGCGGCUCCGGGGCCUGUGGGGUGAACACGAUGGCCAGCUCGGCAGUGGUGGACUGAAGUGCUACCAGCUCAGGACCUGGUGCCGACCACAGCUUCCCUGCCUCAGCUAGGGCCGAAUGGCCAGGCUCUUCCUCGGGAGGCACAGCUAGCAGAGGGCAGGCACUGGGCACCUUGGAGUGAACUGAGGGCAGAGGGGCACAGCCCCACCUUCCCUCCACCCGCCCGACCCAGAGCCCCCCCAAGUGCACCUUUGCUGAAUUGAGAUAGCAAAGAGGCUCUUGGGGUGAAGGAUGAUACUGGGCCGCCGAAGCUGGGGCUCGAACCCUGGACACGGUAAGGAACAGUGGGGAGAGGCUCUGGUCUCAGCCCAGCUCUGCCCCAGCAGGCUCUGGCCUCCUGCUGCAGCUCACCUCCGUCUAAUGUCAGGCAUGCCCUGGUCCCCCUGGAUUGGGGGACAGGGUCCCCACCCACAGCUAAAGCAACUAACACUAAUAAAGAGGUGUCCUGCCCACCCCA